AUGACGAUGAGCAAGGUGAGUGAUUUCACAGAGAAAGUUGUGUCACUUCUGAAGGGUUUUUGUUAUUGUAAGAUUCAGGUUCAGCAGAUUCAAGCGCAACUCAUUCUUCAAAACCUCCAUUCACACACCACCAUUGCUUACAACUUCAUUGAAGCAUGCCAAUCACAUGGCCUUCUAAACUCUUGUUUUCUGUUAUAUACCAUUGUUCUUCCGAGACCCCAUGUUUUCAUUUGCAACUCUCUCAUCAGAGCCUUCUCUCACUCUCACAUCUCCAACACCUCUCUUGCCAUAUACUCCCACAUGCACCGCAACUCCAUCUUUCCCAAUAACUUCACCUUCCCUUUCCUCUUCAAGUCUUUAUCUGACACCCGUCAAUUUAUUCAAGCUCAGUGCGUGUACACCCAUGUAAUAAAACUGGGUCAUCUUAAUGAUAUCUACGUUCAGAAUUCACUUCUUGAUGUCUAUGCUUCGUCUGGCCACGUGGGGUUUUGUCGACGCCUGUUUGAUGAAAUGCUUCACAGGGAUGUUGUGUCGUGGACUGUGUUGAUCAUGGGUUACCGCAAUGUUGGGAACUACGAUGACGCGUUGCUUGUCUUUGAACAGAUGCAAUAUGCGGGUGUGGUGCCCAACAGGGUCACAAUGGUGAACGCCUUGGCUGCUUGUGCAAAUUUUGGUGCUAUUGAAAUGGGUACUUGGAUACAUGAUAUCAUAAGGAGGAAUGGGUGGGAAUUGGAUGUCAUAUUGGGGACUGCAUUGAUUGAGAUGUAUGCAAAAUGUGGGAGAGUGGAAGAGGGGAUGAGUGUUUUCAGAAGCAUGAAGGAAAAGAAUGUGUUUACUUGGAAUGCGGUUAUUAAAGGGCUAGCUUUAGCUAAGAGUGGGGAAGAUGCAAUUUGGUGGUUUAAUAGAAUGGAGCAGGAUGGAGUUAGAGCCGAUGGAGUGACUUUGGUUGCAGUUCUUUCUGCUUGCAGUCACUCAGGUUUGGUUGACAUUGGUAGACAGAUCUUCAAUUUCUUGAUUGAUGGCAAGUAUGGAUUUUAUCCUAGUGCCAAACACUAUGCUUGUAUGGUUGACAUCUUGGCACGUUCUGGGCGUUUCCAGGAGGCUUUUGAGUUCAUGAGAUAUAUGCCUUUUGAACCGACCAAAGCUAUGUGGGGAUCCUUGUUGGUUAGUUCCAAAUCUCAGGGUGACUUGGAAUUCAGCGAGUUCGCAGCUAGAAAACUAGUUGAAUUGGAGCCAGAUAACACUGCCUAUUACGUUCAUCUAUCAAACCUGUAUGCAGAGAUGGGAAGAUGGAGUGAUGUUGAGAAAGUUAGGGGAAUGAUGAAAGAUAGACAACUGACCAAGGACUUGGGGUGUAGUUCUGUGGAGGUUGAACACCCACGGCAUGUUAAAGAACUUUUGGGAUAGUACUCUCUUAGCAUUUUCAUGCAAAUUAUAUAUAGAAAAGCCAAGUUAGCUGUUACUUCUAUUAGGGGCUACUGCAAUAUAUAUUUAUUGUCAGUGAGUCAGGGUGCAUACAUUGUAUUGACGACUAGAUUGGUUGUGAUAUUCAAGGAUGGCACAAAUGAUUGCCCCUGUUGAUCGAGUGUACCACAAUUCACUGAGAAAGUAACCAUAUGCGGAUCAGUGUUCCUGUAGAUGGCCUACGGCUGUUGAGCUUCUCAAAGACUGCUCUAGAUGUCAAUGAGUCAGUAUUAGUUCACAAAGCAUCAUCACUAAUUGAACUCUCUUCAUUGCGGCAAAAAAUAUGCUACCAUCGUGCUACAUGACAUACAAUUUAACAGUUGAGAUAUAAUCCAUGUACUGCAUUUACUUGAUGGACCUCCAAAUUAACUGGCUAUGUGCACUUUCUGCUGUGUCUUUUGAUCAGAUAAGACAUUAGACAACCAUUGCAGCUUGACUUCGGGCACCAUUUGGACUGCGAUAUUCUACUCGUUUUCCCAUAAUAGAAAUCUUGAAGUUUUAAUGGGGAUGUGGAUUUUUGUACAGUUCAUUAUAUGCCAUUCGUCAGUGAACAUCCUGAAACAGCUUCCUCCCUAUUUUCUGCUUUGAAUAGCGCGGAUCUGAGACCAAUCCAGGCUCGUGAUAUAUGGUGUUACAGCUGCACCAAAAAAGCGCUCGUGAUACAGAUCCACCAAGGUAAAACGGUCGGUGCUAUGUAUUGGAUUUGGACAAACUUUUCUCAUAAGUACCCAUUCUGACUUCAUUCUCUUGCGCAACUGCUGAAUCCGAGGAAUCCCAUUCUACAGCCAGCUCCCAUACAAGAUUUGA
Messenger RNA from Gastrolobium bilobum, 2271 nucleotides. Its product is annotated as pentatricopeptide repeat-containing protein At5g56310-like. The coding region runs from base 1 to 1407 and encodes 468 amino acids. Gene Ontology annotation, biological process: RNA modification. Lineage: Eukaryota; Viridiplantae; Streptophyta; Magnoliopsida; Fabales; Fabaceae. The record is from RefSeq and is a predicted model, not a curated record. The transcript has 3 exons. Gene Ontology annotation, molecular function: RNA binding; protein binding.